Quercus robur (English oak) is the source of this 920-nucleotide messenger RNA. RefSeq names its product iron-sulfur assembly protein IscA-like 2, mitochondrial. The transcript is spliced from 4 exons. The coding region runs from base 184 to 651 and encodes 155 amino acids. Gene Ontology annotation, cellular component: mitochondrion. Lineage: Eukaryota; Viridiplantae; Streptophyta; Magnoliopsida; Fagales; Fagaceae. Gene Ontology annotation, molecular function: 2 iron, 2 sulfur cluster binding; iron ion binding; 4 iron, 4 sulfur cluster binding. Gene Ontology annotation, biological process: iron-sulfur cluster assembly. The record is from RefSeq and is a predicted model, not a curated record.
GGGUUUGGAUUUGUGUGUGUGUUUGUAAAAGCGAGAAAGAAAAGAUUUUGUUCAAGAAUCUCUCAGCAUCGAAAUUCUUGGAACCCAAAAAUAGAAAAUCAGCAAAACAAAGCUAGCUUAGCUACACAUAUAACAUAUGUGUCUCUGAGAAAGAAAAAAAGAAAGAAAGAAAGAGAGAAAGAGAUGCAGAGAUUACUGUUUCAGCGUCUGACACCUUACUUGGUUGGUCGAAUCCGACAGAACCAAAGGCUUCUCAGUUCUUCCUCUUCUGCUCUUCAACAAUCCCUUUCUUCUGAUCCAUCUCCUUCCCCCGAUGAUAUUCAUUUGACCGAAAAUUGCGUCCGAAGAAUGAAAGAGCUGCAAGCUAGUGAGGCAUCGGGUAAUGAAAAGAUGCUUCGUUUGUGUGUGGAAACUGGUGGUUGUUCUGGGUUCCAAUAUGUUUUUGAUUUGGAUGACAAAGCCAACUCAGAUGACCGAGUUUUUGAGAAGGAAGGAGUUAAGUUGGUGGUUGAUAAUAUUUCAUACGAUUUCAUAAAAGGGGCGACUGUUGAUUAUGUUGAGGAGCUGAUCCGAGCGGCUUUUGUGGUGACUGAAAAUCCAAGUGCAGUGGGCGGGUGCAGUUGUAAAAGUUCUUUCAUGGUGAAACUGUAGUGUUCUUUCAAGUUCCUUCCCCAUAUUCUCUUCCUGCACAGCUCAGAGGUCAUUUACAUUAGGCUCCAAUUGGUUGCUAAUUAUAUUUUCUUUUCAAUAACAAUUAUUUGGCUUCACAGGAAUAUCUAUUUCUGUAUACUAUUAAUCAUGUAUGAACAUAGUUGUAACUUGUAACCACUCAUUCGUCAUUGAGCUCCUCUCUUGUAUUUUUCAUCUUACUCGGAGGUUUGACAAUUUUUAAUAAAUAAAGAAUACAUGUACUUGCAGAA